Molecule: messenger RNA, 1823 nt
Organism: Salvia splendens (bonfire salvia)
Lineage: Eukaryota; Viridiplantae; Streptophyta; Magnoliopsida; Lamiales; Lamiaceae
Product: probable pectinesterase/pectinesterase inhibitor 51
Exons: 2
Coding region: 139-1710 (523 amino acids)
Biological process (GO): cell wall modification
Molecular function (GO): enzyme inhibitor activity; pectinesterase activity
Source: RefSeq, a predicted model, not a curated record
UCCAGAAUUGUACAAAGAUUAUACUUCAAAGCUUCCAUCAUGACUAUUACUAGAGAAUAAGGAUAUUAAUUAUUAUGAAUCAGCCAAAACAUAUAUAAUCAGAAUUCGAAGAUGGAAUAACUAACUCAUUCAAUUCCAAUGGCAGCAUUUCUCUCUCUAAUUCUCCUCUUUGUCCUCCUCAUCGCCCAGCACUCCUCGUGUAGCAUAAUCCACGACGCCUGCAAAGCCUCACGUGACCCUCCCGAAUGCGAAGACUGGCUCACCCGCUUCGGUCACGUGACUCCCAACGCCACCGCGCUGCAGCUCAUCCAAUCAUCGCUCCACCUCAUCUCCAGCGAUCUCGAAAACGGCCGCGUCUUGGUCCAAGACAUCCUCAACUCCUCCGCCGGAGACCCCAACCGCACCGUCAAAGCCCAAGGCUGCCUCGAAGGGGUGCUUUCCAGCCUGUACCGCGCCGAUCUCGUCUUCGGGGCUCUGCGCCGCCGCCAGACCAAGGAGGCGCGCGCAUGGAUGAGCAGCUCGCUCGGGGCCAAGUACGACUGCUGGUCGGAGCUCAUCAACGACACGUCCACGGUCAAUGAAACGACGCCGUUCUUCAAUUCUACUCCCGUCAGUGGCGGCAGCGCCACUCUGGCGAUGCUGGUCAACUACGACUUGUAUGGUGAGGAAACCGGGUCCUGGGGCCCGGUCCGGACCGAGCGAGAUGGCUUCUGGGAACCGGUUUCCCGGUCUAAAUCCGGUUCAGUUGGUGGCGUGCCGCGUGGGUUGCAGGCGGAUGUGGUGGUGUGCAAGGGCGGAGGCGGGUGCGACUACGACACGGUGCAGAAGGCGGUCGACAACGCGCCUUCCGGUUCGGAUAAGCGGUUCGUGAUAUGGAUAAAAACCGGGGUUUAUGAGGAGACGGUUGUAGUGGGACUGGAUAAGAGGAAUUUGGUUUUCUUAGGAGACGGGAUGGGCAAAACGGUCAUUACCGGGUCAAAGAAUGCGGGCCAGCCCGGGGUGUCAACGUUCAGGUCCGCUACCGUUGGAAUUCUUGGAGAUGGAUUCAUGGCAAGUAACAUAACCUUCGAAAACACAGCAGGCCCCAAAUCAAUUCAAGCUGUGGCAUUCCGAUCAGACAGCGACCGCUCCAUUAUCGAAAACUGUGAAUUCCUCGGCAAUCAAGACACUCUGUACCCACAUGGCAUGCGGCAGUACUACAAAUCCUGCCGCAUCCAAGGGAACGUCGACUUCAUCUUCGGUAACGCAGCCGCAUUCUUCGAGGACUGCCACAUCCUCGUCGCUCCGCGCCAGCAAAACCCCGAGAAAGGUGAGAAAAAUGCUGUCACGGCCCACGGGAGGACGGACCCUGCCAUGUCAACAGGGUUCGUCUUCCAAAAUUGUGUGGUCAACGGAACAGAGGCCUACAUGGCUCUGUUCCGCCAAAAGCCGAAGGUGCAUAUUAAUUUCUUGGGGAGGCCGUGGAAGGCCUACUCGAGGACUGUUUUUAUCUCGUGUGAAUUGGAGGCUAUUGUUACAUCAGAUGGAUGGAUGCCGUGGGACAGGGAUUUUGCGUUGGAGACAUUGUACUAUGGAGAGUACAAUAAUGUUGGCGCCGGAUCGGACACGUCGGGAAGAGUACGGUGGAGUAGCCAGAUUCCGGCGGAGCAUGUUGCAUCUUAUUCGCUAGCAAAUUUCAUUCAAGGAGAUCGGUGGAUUAAUGGCAUCUAAGUAUGUGACUUAUUGUUUCUUCAUUAUAUUGCUUUAAUCAAUAUAUUAGUUUUAAAUGCACCACUGAUCUCCUAUCUUCAUAAUGAUUGAUGUUGACCUAUUUGUUACGGAUA